This is a messenger RNA of Andrographis paniculata, 992 nucleotides long. Its product is annotated as transcription factor bHLH36-like. Lineage: Eukaryota; Viridiplantae; Streptophyta; Magnoliopsida; Lamiales; Acanthaceae. The transcript is spliced from 3 exons. Gene Ontology annotation, molecular function: DNA-binding transcription factor activity, RNA polymerase II-specific; RNA polymerase II transcription regulatory region sequence-specific DNA binding; protein dimerization activity. Gene Ontology annotation, cellular component: RNA polymerase II transcription regulator complex. The record is from RefSeq and is a predicted model, not a curated record. The coding region runs from base 57 to 851 and encodes 264 amino acids. Gene Ontology annotation, biological process: regulation of transcription by RNA polymerase II.
GUUGGAAGAAAUUAAGGAAAUUAGAUAAGAGUGGGUGUUGCAAAUCUUGAGGUAUAAUGUUUCCUUUGGAAGAUCUGAUGAUGGUCCAAAAACAACAACAAUCUCUCAUUCUUGAUCAUCAUCAUCAGGAACAAGAUCAGUUCCUGAUCAACGAAUAUCGCCAUACGAAGAAGAGAAAGAUUAGGGAAACAAUAACACCACCAACAUUAGAAGAAGAAAUGUUGGACAAGAUUAAUGACGAUGAUGAGAAGAGGAGAUCCGUGGCGGUGAUGAUGUCAUCAUCAAAAUCAAAAUCGAAAUCGAAAUCAAAUCCAAAUUCAAAUAAUAGUAAUGUGAAGAAAAUGAUGCACAGAGAGACAGAGAGGCAAAGGAGACAAGAAAUGUCUGCUCUUUAUGCUUCACUUCGAUCUCUUCUCCCUCUUCACUACAUCAAGGGCAAGCGAUCGGUCUCCGAUCACAUGCACGAGGCUGUGAAUUACAUAAAACACAUGGAAACGAGCAUCAAACAGCUCCGGCUCGAAAGGGAUCGGCUGAAGAAGAUGACGGCGUCAUCAAGCUCAGGCAGCUCCCGAUCAAACUCAACCACAUUCAAUAAUUCCCAGAAUCUUGUUUCGAUUAAUUGUUGCAGAGAUGGUGUGGAGAUUCUAAUCAGCUGUGCCAUUGAAGAGAAAUUAGGGUUUCCAAUUUCCAAAGUGCUGAUGGAAUUGCUCAAAACAGGAACAAAUGUUGUCAGCUUUGUUUCGAGUAAAUCCGACGACAGGAUGCUCUACAAAAUUCAAUCGGAUGUUUGUGAUCCCACAUAUGUUAAUCUGUCUGAUCUGCAGCAGAGGUUGGCAAAUGUGGUAAAUUAAAGUUUAGUGGUUGAGGUUCAUCUUAAGGAAAAAAUGUAAUCUUAUAUAUAUAGUGUAUGUAUGUGUGUGUGUGUGUGUGUGUGUGUUUAAUUAAUUAUUGAUUUUAUCAUGUAAUUUUAAUUAUCCUGUUGUAUUAUUUUA